Protopolystoma xenopodis is the source of this 621-nucleotide messenger RNA. NCBI's taxonomy places the organism in Eukaryota, Metazoa, Platyhelminthes, Monogenea, Polystomatidea, Polystomatidae. The record is from the annotation of a GenBank genome assembly.
AUGCGGAAGCGUCGUAUUACAAUAGGGAGAAGUAGCACUAAGGGUUCGAAUGACGUCGACGUUGGGUUCUCUUCCUUUAUAUCCAGACAACACUUGGAGAUAAUUUGGGGCUACAACAGGCUUAAGCUCAAAUGUCACGGAAAGAAUGGCAUAUUUCUUAACGAUGCCUUCAAGUCUCAUGGUGCAAUUUGGUACGAUCUCCCACCAAAGUUCCCUAGUACAGCAAUAAAGGUCAUGAUUGAACAACUUCGGGGUUUCUAUAGAUCGUUCGUUAAAGAUGUCCGCAAAUCCAUGCAUUUGAAGACGGAAGGCUUAUUUCGCACCAAAAGGCGUGUGAACAAAAAAGCCACUAAGGAUAAAAUAAUUAAAGCAAGCUGCCAAGAUUGCUCGUUUGACGACGAUAUUCCGAGCUUGGUUGCUUCGCAUGAUGAUUUCAUUCAAUCUUCCUUUGUCUCUCCAAACGAAUCUGUCUUCCAGUCCCGGAGUAGGGCCCGCCGUAAGCAGCAUUUGGCUCCAACAGCUAAAAAAAUUUCCAAUUUUUCUUUAAAGGAAUUAAGCUUUGCCUCACUUGAAAACACAAAGGAAUGUUCACAUAAUGGUGACACCUCAGAAUCCUCGUAA